AUGUCCGCCUCGACACCCACAACCCACGUCAAGACGCGGUUUCUUGUCAUCUCAGAUACCCACGCGUCCGACCCUGAACAAAACGUCUCCGACCAUGACGCACCCUACCGACCACCGCUGCCCAAGGCUGACGUGCUCCUGCACUGCGGCGACCUGACCAUGCUUGGGCACCUUGAAGAAUAUGAAAGAAGCUUGGCGAUGCUAGAAAACAUCGAUGCGGAAGUUAAGCUUGUCAUUGCAGGGAACCACGACAUUACGCUCGAUGAGAGCUACUACGCAAGGAUGGGGCAAAGGAUGCACUGGGAGAGGUGGGAUCAGGACCUACCGGGGAAGGCAAGGGAGAUGUGGUUGGGUGAGCGAGCCAAAAGGGCUGGAGUCACCUAUCUGGAAGAAGGAACUCACAGCUUCGCACUGGCAAACGGAGGGCUGCUGCGGGUAUACGCCAGCCCCUACCAACCUGAGUUCUGCGACUAUGCCUUCCCAUACUCGCGCAUCGAAGACCGCUACAACCCCCCGCACAAGUGCUCACCGUACGUUGUGCCAAUCGCUGAACACCCCGUGCCAGACUGGUCGGAGGUCGAUGUAGUCAUGACACAUGGCCCGCCGAUGGGCAUCCUCGACGCGGUCUACAACGGCGAGCACGUAGGGUGCGAGCAUCUGCUUCGCGCUGCACGGCGCUGCAAACCGCGCAUGCACUGCUUUGGCCACAUACACGAAGGCUGGGGCGCGCAGAAGAUCCAAUGGGCAGAGGGCGACGAGCUGGAUGCAACGCCGCAAGCGCACGUGACGCGCGCAACACCAAUUGACGUGGACCAGCGACAGAUGAAGGACGGGCGGGCAGCAUACGUAGACAUCAGUCGCGGCGGCGACAACGCCGUGGAAUUCGGACGGGACACACUCAUGGUCAACGCGAGUAUCAUGUCGGUUACGUACAAGCCGUCACAGGGCCCGUGGCUAGUGGAUAUGGAUCUCGAGAAAGCGCCUAUCAGUACGACAAGCAACAUCUGA
Messenger RNA from Ascochyta rabiei, 1008 nucleotides. RefSeq lists its product as uncharacterized. The transcript is spliced from 2 exons. Gene Ontology annotation, molecular function: hydrolase activity. Lineage: Eukaryota; Fungi; Ascomycota; Dothideomycetes; Pleosporales; Didymellaceae. Bases 1 to 1008 code for a protein of 335 amino acids. The record is from RefSeq and is a predicted model, not a curated record.